This is a messenger RNA of Solanum tuberosum (potato), 1116 nucleotides long. RefSeq names its product protein CASP-like. Gene Ontology annotation, biological process: intra-Golgi vesicle-mediated transport. Gene Ontology annotation, cellular component: Golgi membrane. The record is from RefSeq and is a predicted model, not a curated record. NCBI's taxonomy places the organism in Eukaryota, Viridiplantae, Streptophyta, Magnoliopsida, Solanales, Solanaceae. The transcript is spliced from 4 exons. Bases 1 to 372 code for a protein of 123 amino acids.
AUGUCAAUUAUUACCUUAAUAGGAGCUUUUUGCAACGGGAAUAAAAUAAAAAAUUGUUCAACUUUCUCCAUAGCAACUUCAGGAAGGAGGAUCACUGGGUCAGAGAGGGAGAAGGCGAAAAGUUCGUCUUCUUCUACUCCCCUCGCUACUGGAGAGUAUGCAGAAGACCUAGGAAGUGGUUUCAGCUCAGAUGAGGAGUCCAAUUACAAGAAGAUGUAUGAAGAGGAUAUAAAUCCAUUUGCAGCUUUCUCGAAGAAGGAAAGGCACCAAAGAUACAAGGAACUUGGUUUGAGAGACAAGAUUACUCUCAGGAGUGGAUGUUUUCUUCUUGGUAACAAGAUGCAGAUAGGCUUGCAACUCGGACUGGAGUAGAUGUUGGUGUUAUGCUCUUUUCACCAAGUGGAAAACCAUGUUCCUAUGGUUCCACAAGUAUAGAAGAAAUCAUUGAUAACUUUUUCAAAGUGAAACUAGAGGAUCACCAAUGUGAUCAUGCUGAGGGAAAAAUAAAUGGCUUUGAGGUAUUGGGAGCUUUCCAUAAAGAAUUACAAGCAUGGAAUGAGAAAGAAAAAAAACGAAAACUAAUGUAUAAGAUUAUGCACUCUGGCUCAGAAGUACCUCCGGAUCAACACAUGGAGGAGCAGAAGCUUGCAUUGAAGUUGAGGGUGGAGAAAAUUAAAAAAGAAACACAAGGUGCUAUUCUUGCCGAGCUUCUCAAGAUUGAUUUAAAUGUUGCCCCUGAGCAAGAAGAAGAGGAGAGUUCUUGAACUCAUAAUUAUCAUGUAGUUGGUAAUUGGAGUUCUUGAAAUUGGAGCUAUGCUUGGAGAAUACUUUACCAGCGGUCGAGUCUUCUGAUAUAUUCAAUUCUUGUUUUUUUUAUUAGUCACAUGUUGUUAGCCUUUAGUCAUCCGUUGAGGUUUUAUUUAGACCAUAAAAUAGAAGGGUUAUGGAGUUCUUAUGUUAUAAAGUUAGUUUUUUUCGUUUGUUUCAUCUUUAGUCUAUAAUGAUGCUUUGUGUUGUCUAGAUUGGUAAAUCAAUUGACUUUUUCUAUUUAACUAGUGAACAAUGUGAAAGUUAUAGAUCAAAGAAAACCCUCGUAUAUUCAUUGAUAUUCUUUUA